Durio zibethinus is the source of this 2093-nucleotide messenger RNA. Its product is annotated as putative BOI-related E3 ubiquitin-protein ligase 3. Gene Ontology annotation, molecular function: ubiquitin-protein transferase activity. NCBI's taxonomy places the organism in Eukaryota, Viridiplantae, Streptophyta, Magnoliopsida, Malvales, Malvaceae. The record is from RefSeq and is a predicted model, not a curated record.
UGCCUUUUUAUAGGAUUAUUAUUAGAGAAAAGUAAGGCAGAAAAUAUUAUCCUAAGCUCUCUCUAUCUGUCUUUCCUUUUCAAGUUUUUUCAGUUACUUUGGAAUUCAACCCAUUAUUUUUUAAUUUUAUAUAUUCAUUCACACUUCUAACCUGACCCCUUCUCUCUUAUAAAUAUACACCAUAUGCCCCUGAAACAUCAAACAGAAAGUGGGAGAUAGAGAGGUUCCUUCACCCAAAUGAGGAAAACCGAUUUGAGUUUUUGAUCUGGUCUAUGUGGUAAAGGACAGAGAUUUGAGGUGAAAGGUGUGCUUUGCUUUGGUGGUUUGGUUUUUUCUUUUGGUUCUUUUGAGGGGUUGUUGGUUGGUUGAAGAAAAGGAGAAUGGCCAUACAAGCGCAGUUGUAUUCAGAUAAUAUUGGUUUUACUUUGUGUGGUUCCCAGGAUUGGAUUGACAAUGGUUGCGGUGGUGGUGGGUUUAAUCAAUUCUGUUUCAGUCUUCAACAGAAAUCGCAGCUACAGCAAUUACAACAACAGCAACAGUUGCAGCAGCUUCAAAAUCAGCAGCUAAGGAAUCAAAGUCUCUAUUUUGACAACAGUCUUGUUCCCUCCUCUUUGAAGAACAACAAUAACAACAACAGUAACAAUCGUGAAUUAAUGAUGCGUUGCCAAACCAUGGUUUCUCAAGUUGAGAAUGAGAAACAAAGACAUGAGGUUGAUCAGUUUAUCAGAUCACAGAAUGAAAAACUGAGGAUGUUACUGCAAGAGCAAAGGAGGCAACAAGUUGCACUCUUGGUAAAGAAAAUAGAACCGAAGGCAUCUAUUUUACUUAGACAAAAGGAUGAAGAGAUAGCAAAAGCAACAAAUAAAACAAUGGAGCUACAAAAUCUGUUGAAGAAACUUGAGAUGGAAAACCAGGCAUGGCAAAGAGUGGCACAGGAAAAUGAAGCAAUGGUUGUGUCUUUAAACAACACGCUUGAACAACUACGAGAACAAGCUUCUUGUUGUUUUAACAACGGAGUAGAUGAUGCAGAAUCAUGCUGUGAAGUGAACAGAGAAGGAACGGAAACAGAGGAAAACAGGGGCUUUGCAGGGCUUGUUGCUGAUCAUGUACAAGAUGAAGAAAGAACAAGAAAGACGACGGCGACGACUAUGGUUUGCGAAUGCUGCAAUUCUCGGAGUUCGUGCGUUUUGUUCCUUCCUUGCAGACACCUUAGUUCGUGCAAGGAUUGUGCUGCUUUUCUUGAUUCUUGCCCCGUUUGUAGAACAGCAAAGAAAGCUAGCAUAGAGGCCUUGCUUUCUUAGGCAGGAUCAAAAUUUUCCGGGGAAAAGUGAACGAAAAGAAAAGCAGAGAGAAAAAAUAAGACAACAACAGAAAAUCUGAUGACGAUGAUGCUGAUGAGCAUAACCCAUGUGUAUGCUAGACAUUAGGUCUCUCUUUUUCAGUUUUUUUUUUUUUUUGUUGCCAUUUUUGGUACUUUUGGCUUUUAGAUUGAACAUGUACUAAAAGAAGCAAAAAAAAGAAUCAAAUGAACAGAAAUUUACGGGCAUAGGACAGAGCAUCCUGGAGUUAUUGCCUGACACUUUUAUAGGCAGUAGUGGUAGGAUAUAUUAUUAUGGCAGAUUGAUUUGAUUAUUCAUAUCUGAUACUAUGGCAAUUUUUUUUAGCUUUGGCAGUGACAGCUCCAUUGUCAGAUUCCAACCUAAACCUCCCUGUCCCAGUGUUCACACCUCACAUUUGGAAAGCUAAUUCCAUAUUAUAUUUAUAUAUAUAUAUGUUCUUGCUGCUACCAUACAAGUCUUAUGGGACAUUUUUUCUUUUCCUUGAUUCUGCAUUUUGUUUGAAAAGGAAAUGAAAAGCAAGUUGCCAAAUUCAGAACUCAGCAAAUUGCAACAGCUUCUUUGAUGAGAAGAAAACCUGAUUUGGAUGCUUUCAUUUUUUUCUUAAAUUUGAGAGAGUGGGUGAGUGGCUCUGGGCAAUCUCUUUAACACUACUUUUAUUUCUAUUUCUAUUUUUGUUUUUAGAUUAGAAUAUGAAAAAUGCUUUUGAAGUAUAAAAAAUAAUUUAUUUAGGUGUAAUUGUAUAAGAAUUUAUUA